AUGGCCACCAUCCUUCCGCCGCCCUCCAAGCGGCAGAAAACAGAGACUGCGGCUCGCGCGCGCACUCAGGCCUCUCCUCCGCCGCCAACACCGCAAGGCCUGCAGCGAAUUCAAUUCCGAGACGCAGACACCGGCACCACGCAAGGCCCCAUCGUGAGCGUGUCGCUUGCCGAUCUGAACCCCAAAAACCUCUCCCUCCUCCUAAACAGCCUCCUCGGCCAGGACGAUCCCGCCGAGCGACUGCCCUACCGAUUCUACAACCCGCUGGGCGAUGGGGAGUUUAGCCAAGAGGAUAUUAUCAAGAAGUACGUGGACGGCUCCAUUACUACCGAGCUGUGUCUGGAAAUCCCUUGUCGCGCCGAGGCAGUCUUUAGAGUCAAGGCCGUCACGCGGUGCAGUGCCAGUAUUGCCGGACAUGGCGACUCCAUUCUGGCGACUGCCUUCUCCCCCGCAACCUCCACCAGGCUGGCUACGGGCAGUGGAGACAAGACGGCGAGGAUCUGGGAUGCAGAGACUGGGACACCACUCCACACCUUGAAAGGCCACACGGGCUGGGUACUGGCCGUUGCGUGGUCGCCGGAUGGUGGCAUGCUGGCUACUGGGAGCAUGGACAAUACCGUCCGGUUAUGGGACCCUGCAACCGGACAGGCGCUUGGAGGAGCUUUGAGAGGGCACACCAAAUGGAUCACAAGCAUAUGCUGGGAGCCGUAUCAUCUUCGGGAGCCAGGGCGACCGAGGUUCGCGUCUGCAUCUCGCGACUUCACCAUUCGCAUCUGGGACGCAGUGAGCAAACAAACCGACAUGGCGCUCACCGGACACAAGGCAUGUGUGAGUUGUGUCAGAUGGGGCGGACAAGGGUCAAUAUACUCCGCUUCACACGAUCGCUCGAUCAAGAUCUGGGAUGCGACCAAGGGCACGCUGUUGCACACUCUCACCGCUCAUGCACACUGGGUAAAUCAUCUCGCCCUUUCCACCGAUCAUGUCCUACGGACCGGAUUCUACGAUCACGGAUCGAAAGCAGAGGUUCCAGAGACGGUGGAUGCGAAGAGACGCAAGGCAAAAGAACGGUACGAGGCGGCGCUGGCUCCAGCAGGUGGCAUCGAACGCCUUGUCAGUGCCAGUGACGAUUGUACAAUGUUCCUGUGGUCUCCCUCGACGUCCACCAAGCCACUGCAGCGCAUGGUCGGCCACCAAAAACAGGUCAACCACGUCACCUUCUCUCCUUCAGGCCACCUGAUCGCAAGUGCUGGCUUCGACAACCACAUCAAGCUGUGGCAAGCCUCCGACGGCAAGUUCUUGAACACAUUACGUGCGCACGUCGGGCCGGUGUACCAAGUCAGCUUCUCACCGGAUAGUAGACUGUUGGUUAGCGGGAGCAAGGACACCACACUCAAGGCCUGGGAUGUGCGGACGGGAAAGCUGAAGGAAGAUCUACCCGGGCAUAAGGAUGAGGUGUUUGCUGUCGAUUGGGCUCCUGAUGGGGAAAGAGUGGGUAGUGGUGGGCAAGACAAGGCGGUCAGGAUUUGGAGGAAUUGA
Neohortaea acidophila is the source of this 1536-nucleotide messenger RNA. Its product is annotated as WD40-repeat-containing domain protein. Lineage: Eukaryota; Fungi; Ascomycota; Dothideomycetes; Mycosphaerellales; Teratosphaeriaceae. Gene Ontology annotation, cellular component: nucleolus. The record is from RefSeq and is a predicted model, not a curated record. Gene Ontology annotation, biological process: ribosomal large subunit assembly. The transcript has a single exon. Bases 1 to 1536 code for a protein of 511 amino acids. Gene Ontology annotation, molecular function: protein binding.